Phyllostomus hastatus (greater spear-nosed bat) is the source of this 2206-nucleotide messenger RNA. It is a transcript of the gene GNA15, whose product is annotated as G protein subunit alpha 15. Gene Ontology annotation, cellular component: heterotrimeric G-protein complex. Gene Ontology annotation, biological process: phospholipase C-activating dopamine receptor signaling pathway; adenylate cyclase-modulating G protein-coupled receptor signaling pathway; action potential. Lineage: Eukaryota; Metazoa; Chordata; Mammalia; Chiroptera; Phyllostomidae. Gene Ontology annotation, molecular function: guanyl nucleotide binding; G-protein beta/gamma-subunit complex binding; G protein-coupled receptor binding. The record is from RefSeq and is a predicted model, not a curated record. The coding region runs from base 408 to 1532 and encodes 374 amino acids. The transcript has 7 exons.
AGGAAGGAGGGCCCAGUCAGCCGCCGGGACCCAGACGGUGCGGGGGCCCUUCCUUGAGGUGCCCCACCCUCCCCAGGGGCACCCACCUCUCCUUGCUGCCCCAGUCAACCUGUUGGGCCGGGCCGGGCAGGUCUGGAGAUGGGCGGGGAGCCCUGAGCCUCUGCACCCCUUCUCCUGCUCCUCCUGCUUUUCCCCCAACGCCUAGUGCCUGGCGCUCAGGCCUCUCUGAGCUGGGCUGCCUGGGUGCCAGAGGCCAGGAAGUUGGGGGUUCCAGGGGGUGACCCCCAAGAAGAGGGCGGCCCCUUCACGCUUGGCUGCCGGGAGCCCUCCCUGGAGCCCACGGGGUGGGGGUGCCCUCCCCAGAGGGCCGGGGCCAUGCUGCCUUGCGCCUUCUGAGGCCCCGAGUCAUGGCCCGGUCGCUGACCUGGCGCUGUUGCCCUUGGUGCCUGACGGAGGAUGAGAAGACAGCCGCCCGGAUUGACCAGGAGAUCAACAAGAUCCUCCUGGAACAGAAGAGGCGGGACCGAGGCGAGCUGAAACUGCUGCUUCUGGGCCCCGGCGAGAGCGGGAAGAGCACGUUCAUCAAGCAGAUGCGCAUCAUCCACGGGGCUGGCUACUCGGAGGAGGACCGCAAGGGCUUCCGGCGGCUCGUUUACCAGAACAUCUUCGUGUCCAUGCGGGCCAUGAUCGAGGCCAUGGACCAGCUGCAGAUCCCCUUCAGCAGGCCGGAGAGUCAGCACCACGCCAGCCUGGUCAUGAGCCAGGACCCCUACAAAGUGACCACUUUUGAGAAGCGCUAUGCGGUGGCCAUGCAGGAGCUGUGGAGGGACGCGGGCAUCCGGGCCUGCUACGAGCGCCGGCGGGAGUUCCACCUGCUCGACUCAGCAGUGUACUACCUGUCGGACCUGGAGCGCAUCGCCGAGGAGGGCUACAUCCCCACAGCCCAGGACGUGCUUCGCAGCCGUAUGCCCACCACCGGCAUCAACGAGUACUGCUUCUCUGUGCAGAAAACCAACCUCCGGAUUGUCGAUGUCGGGGGCCAGAGGUCGGAGCGCAAGAAGUGGAUCCAUUGCUUUGAGAACGUCAUCGCCCUCAUCUACCUGGCCUCGCUGAGCGAGUACGACCAGUGCCUGGAGGAGAACAACGAAGAGAACAGGAUGAAGGAGAGUCUGGCCCUCUUCGGCACGAUCCUGGAGCUGCCCUGGUUCAAAAACACAUCCGUCAUCCUCUUCCUCAACAAAACCGACAUACUGGAGGAGAAGAUCGCCACCUCCCACCUGGCUACCUACUUCCCCAGUUUCCAGGGCCCGAAGCAGGACGCAGAGGCAGCCAAGAAGUUCAUCCUGGACAUGUACACUCGCAUGUAUACCAGCUGCGUGCACGGUGCUGAUGGAGGCAGGAAGGGUCCACGUUCCCGACGUCUCUUCAGCCACUACACUUGCGCCACCGACACCCAGAACAUCCGCAAAGUCUUCAAGGACGUGCGGGACUCAGUCCUGGCCCGCUACCUCGACGAGAUCAACCUGCUGUGACCUUGGCCCCGCCUUCCUGGUCGGAUGAAAGUGUGGCAGGCAGGACAUACAGGCGGGGCCAGAGCUCAGAAAGCCGAGACACCCCACUCGUCGCUCCUGGCCCAGGUGGUGGGAGGGCCACGAAUGAGUUGGGGACGGAAAGCCAGUCGCUGCCUCUCCUCUGCCCCUCUCCAGGACAGCCUUUGGGCUACUCUCCAGACUCAGUUUACCUCCCCGGAAAAAGCACAAUGGCCACUUGGGAUGCCAGGGUGAAAGAAAAGGUGAACAGAGCAGGGGAUGGAGGACUUGGGUGGGUGGGCUCUCUUAGGAUCCCCACCUCUGGGUGUGUCCCCUCCUGGGCAGGAGUUUGGAAUCCCCCAUGGGUGAUGCACACCCCUGGGGAUGGGGCUGUGGUCCUUCAGGCCAGGGACCGGGCUCUGGCGCCCCCUAGCGGGCAGGAGGCGGUAUCUCAACCUGAAGCCUGAGUACCUCAGGUACCUCCCAAAGGAAGGUGUACUUUCUAAGAGUCGUUAUCCUGUUCAGGAUUGCAGAUGAGGGAAACUGAGGCCCACAGGCAUUCCCCCUCCUUCCCAGGCUGGGGGCCGGGUGCACUGCAUCUUAAUACUUACUGUAUUUAUUCCCUCACCUGCAGGGCCCUUGGCAGGUUGAACAUUAAAGAAAUGAUAUUAUGGAAA